Rotaria sp. Silwood2 is the source of this 810-nucleotide messenger RNA. NCBI's taxonomy places the organism in Eukaryota, Metazoa, Rotifera, Eurotatoria, Philodinida, Philodinidae. The record is from the annotation of a GenBank genome assembly.
AGACUGUUUUAUAUAAAAAAGAUUACGUUCAACAUCUUCUUUUAUUGAAAGGCCCUUAGGUGUAGAACAGAAAAAAAGACUGAUAAUUUAUUGAAAUUGGCAUGAUCGGAUAGGAAAAGUAGAAGAGAAAAGAGGAAGAGAGAAAGAAGAGAAGAGAGGAAAAGAAAAAUCAGAUCCAUUGACCUACGUAUGUAGAGUAGAUAAAGUAUAUCCGAAUGAUGACGCAUACACACAAGUUGAAGAAGAGAAUAAGAAAUAAAGAUGUAUGUUAGAGCACUCUAACAAAGUUAAAUCUAUUUAAUAUAUAUUUGGAACCGAACCGGUCCCAUCACUGGAGUAAAACAUGUUAUUCAUCAAAUUUAUUUUUUAUCUGCUGAUGGAAUUCGAUCUUUUUAUAAAGGUUAUUUAUUAACAUUAGGAAUCUCUCUUCCAUUUAAUUCAAUUGUUUGGACACUUUAUUGGAAAAUUCAAUCGAAUUUAGAAAUAAUUAUUCCUGUUAAAUAUGAUAAAAUAAUAAGUCGAUUAUCAUCAACAUUGACUGCUAUUUUAACAUCAUAUUUAACACAACCAAUGGACGAUUUAAAAACACGUUUACAAGUUGCAUUUAAUAGAGAAUCGAUUUUAAAAACAUUUUGUAUUAUUAUUCGACAAAGAGAUAUUAAAGGACUAUUUUCUGGUUCAAUAGUUCGAACAUUAAUAAUAAUGGUCAAUUCUGUUAUUAUGAUGUCUCUUUAUGAAAUUAUUAAACGUGCUUCACUCAAAUCUAAUACACCAUAUUUUAUUAUUAAUCAAGAAAAUAAAAUAAAUUAA